AUGAACUACCUACUCUUUCCGGUUUACGUUGACUCAAAGAUUCAUUUCCCCCCUAAGUCAUUAAAUUAUGCUGCUCUCUUGAGCAUAUCUUUAGAUGACAAGGAGUUGACAAGUUCUCAAGUAUUUCAGAGACUGCAGAAAAUCUUCAUUCACUACGUGCGCUUAGAGAGCCUGGACCUUUCGCACGGGUACAUACGAUCAUCCCCUCUCAGCAGCGCAAAAGCUUUAGCUGUCUCACGCUUGCGGCUAGCAAAUCUCCGAUUUGAUUCACUGGAGUGCUUGGGGCAAUUACUGAGUCACUUGAACGAGCCACGGAAGGGCCUUCGCAACCUUUGGCUCAAGAACAUCACUAUAGACACCCAAGCCAGCACUCUGCAGUCAAUCCAAAAGGUCAUCUCCUUAACACACUUGUCCUGUGAUUCUGCCAUUCCAGAGAUUUUCAGGCUGCUGCACUCGAGGUUAUAUUGGCUAGAAGUUACCGUGAAUAGCCGCUUGCUGCAAAGCUUUUAUGCGUCGCCUGCACAGGUUUCUUCGAAUAGAUAUCCCUUCCUGUUUACUCCAGAGGUUACCCAUGGCUUUUCACUGCCCCCAACCGUACACGUUCUUCUUGAGGACAACAGCAACUUUAAGAAUCUCUACAUGGUUCCAAAGUACAUAGUCUAUAUGUACUUCUGCCUACUUUUAAUAGCCAAAUCUUUGGGGGGAAAUAAAUUAGUUAACAUCUCCCAUCGGCGAGCAAGGGCGUUUUUCUCCAGAAUCACCAAAUGCUUUGAAGAAGAUCAGAUUAGGCUGGACAGAACAGAUGCCAAAAGCACCCCUAGCAGCCGUGAGGGACUAAUAUACUCUCCUUCCUUAGCACUUUCCCUUCUCAGUUUUAAUCUCAUUAUGCGAAAGCUAAUUUCAUACCUAGAACAAUCAGGAACGCCGUCUGUAGAGACGCACCAAAUUACUAUAGAGCUAGACGCACUAAAGGAGAAGGAGCUCGUUGUUUUGCUGCCCAACUUCAAUCACCUAUUAAAGUUUUUGCGUAUAACACCAUCAGCCAAAGAUAGCAAUCUAUAUAAACGCCGGUAUUCGAAGAAAAGGCUCCACACGGUGCCGUCUGGACUCAUUAAGCUCACAUUUAUCUUGCCGCCCACAUCUCGCGCCAUCAUCUUAUCCUACAAUAAAAAGAAGACAGGAGCCAUCUCAGUGAUAGAAACGCCGCUAGUGUUAUGCCUUCCAUAUGAUGCAUUGAUGAAUAGCCGGUUUUUUGAAGGUAUGUUUGACGAGGCAAGAGAGAACCAUGACUGCUUGAUGCUCCACGAGCACCUAGCAGAGUUGUAUACACUUGUCCGCCGUACAUACUUCGACAGCACCAUGUCGAGUUUCAGCAGUACAUCUACUAACCUGAUUCCUCAGCUCGUCAAGUCGGAAAUCUCCGCCUCAAGCGUGGCCAGAAAUAAAGAAGCACACAACACUAUUAGCUCUACUGAUAGUGAUACGCCCUUCACCAACUACAGGAGGUUCUUGUGUAUGCGCGAUUGUCAGAUAUGUAGCGCAGCACGCGACGCAGCAAAAGAUACAGACGAUCCAGAUUGCUUUAUCCAGAGCAUAUUUGCAACUAAGAGCUCCCCGUUUUACUGCGACAAAGUGGCAGCAAGGCUGAUACGAAAGCUCAUUAAGAUUCAGAUCAGAGCAAGCCCCGAGUUCAAUUCUUCUGCGACAGAUAUCACCUUUACACAUGCAUCUGCCCCGCGGAAUCCUGCAGCUCUACUUGAAAACAACCACGCAGAACUUGCUCCAGGCAGAGGGAGCUCGACAGAAUACAGCUCUGUGAGCUUCAUACAGACAGCCUCAUAUUCAGAAGAAGAGGAGAGCAACCUAUACCCGUCCCCGCGGCGCAGUAUAGAUAAGCUAAUGAAGCGGACCAUGGGCACAUUAGAAUCGUUUAGCGAGAACUGCACUGACGCUGAUUACACACGAUUACCAGGACUCUUCGAGCAUAAUAGAAUUUUUAGGUAUAUCGACGAGUACGUUGAUAAUGCUAACACAUUCCUAGUCUACAAUGGAUACAUCCUCUCGAUAAGCUAUGAGGUCCUUCGCAAGGUAUAUCUACUGGACCUCAAAAGAUCUGCACUGCGCAAACAUCCAGUGUUGCGCGAGCUCUCUCCUCCGAAUGUCAGUGCAGCCAUAACAAGCUAUGUGGCAUACGAAGAUGUCCACAGUAUCUGCCAGCGCACCAUUCAGGCCAUGGUAAAGGCAUACUUAACUGGUGGAUAUUACGCUCGAAGCAUGGACAGACUCCUGAUUAAAGGCACUGCAGAUAUGGGCACUACAGGGUCUAAGGGAUCGCUGUCUGAACCCUUUUUAAAGAUAACGGCAAGUGAUGUUAGCAAAACAGUACCAGAUCCAGGUGACUGCAACUGCAGAAACAAAGCGAACACGUCUAGUCAUCAGCUACUUCCAUUCAUAGAUGUCACUGUGGAUUGGGGAGCAUCCUUGAUAAUGGGUUUGAAUGACUCCCAGCUUUCAAAAGAGAGCAAGUUUAUUCGGUGUGUGCACAAUCUCCUUAGGUCGCAUGCUUCCCCGAUGAUAAAUUCCCAGCUGCGUGCCGUAGCGCCUGUGAUUUACUCCAAAGAAUAUCGCCGCUUCUACAUUCACCCAGCUCCUGGAGUUAUACCCAACACCCAACAGCUCUAUGGGAUCGGGCUGCUUGCUAAGCUACACAAGGAUGAGUUUGGUGAAUGCAUGAAGGGAAGCACAUCGAUCUGCAUCAUUUCGCUACACUUUUCAGCUUAUGACCUGAUUCAUAUGCUACAGGGAGGGCUCCUUUCGUGUGUUUCACCAGCAAUCAGAAAGAUUAAUAUAGAGACGAUAACAAUAGUAUAUAGUACAAAGCUAGAGAUACUACUCCUGUUCUAUCUAUUGAUUGGCCAGCCAGCCCUCACCAUAAUUAUUAACAAGCUGAGCUUUAAGUACGCCCCUGCUUAUCGCCAGGACCAUCUUAAUAGCAUGCUUACUGACAUACUGAGCAGCUCACUAGAGUGGAGACCACAAGCCAGUAGUAAGAAUUCUGCAGAGCUCGGGAAGAAGACAUCGACUUCGGCAUCAGGGGACAGAUUCUUCGAUCAUGUGGUGAGGAGGUUUCACGGGAAUUCCCGUCCAGAAGACUCUGAGCUGAAUAAGGGAGGUCGUUCCGGCCGCGUAGGUGCAGAUGCUGUCGACGGAGGAACGGAGAAUUCGUAUAGUUUGGAUUGUAGUACAUACACAAGCGACUCUAUCACUGAAGUGGACUCCACACUUGACGGGUUUAUAGUAGACUCGGACGAGACCACCGAUGAGGCAGAUGACCCACGAACACCGCCACAGAAGCACGGAAGAGACGAGAGCACUGACUCGACUGAUGAGGAUCCAGUGGUGGUCGGAUUCAGCAGAAAAGCGCAGGAACUUACGUCAAAAAGGCUGGAUCUUGUUGUCUAUAAAGACCUGAUUGAUGAUAUCACGCAGAAGACAGGAAUCCCGGUCAACACGUUGCAAUACACAGACUUGACUCUGAAGAUUAUCAGGAACCUGAACAGUAUGAAGCUCCAGGUGCGCGUGCGACUGUGCGUACUCACUAGUUUCAUCAAUGAUAACGAAGAGCUGGGUUCUACGAGAGCCCAAGCAACAGCAGAACAGGAGUAUGCUUCCCACGUUGUGUUUCUGACUAAGAUACUUAAGUGCAUGAUAAAAGCGGAUAUAAAUGCCUUUAUAUUUGAAAACGUUGCGCUCGACUGGUCUCUAAAGUUCUCCAACAUAAAGAACGAGCUUAUUGACAGAAUCACGGGAUUGCGUGACUCGUUGGCGCGGGGUAUCGGGGUCUUUUAUAUAAUUGGCUCCACCAUUCAAGAAGAAAAACCGUGA
Molecule: messenger RNA, 3885 nt
Organism: Giardia duodenalis
Lineage: Eukaryota; Fornicata; Diplomonadida; Hexamitidae
Exons: 1
Coding region: 1-3885 (1294 amino acids)
Source: RefSeq, a predicted model, not a curated record